GAUGGGGGCAUGCCAUCCCUGUCAUGUCAGCAGAUGCUUGGAGAGCAUUCCUGGAGAGUCGGCGUGGAGGGCGAGUGCUUGAUGCCAGCACCAUAUUUGGUCUGGUAGCAAAUGCCCACGACUCAAAGAUUGUGGACAGAGGGGUUAAUGCUUUGCGGCCCUUGUUCAAGGUGCUCAUGGCCAAGAUGCAGGGCGGGCCACUUUACACCAAGACAUUAAUCCUGCCUGCUAGCGAGUACAAGGCAUUUGUGCCUAGAGAGCUGCCUGUUGGCAUCCGUGAGCGGGACAAGGUGUAUGCCAAGUCCUGUUCAUAUGAGGAGGGUGGCGAUUCAGAUGGCAGCACUUCUGAGGACUCCUUGGAUGAGCUCCGCGAGGAUAACUACCAGGAGCUUAAUGAGACUGAGCUGAAAGGGAUGCGAGUUAUGCCUGAGGAGCCAAGGAUCGACCCCCAUGAGGGCUACCAACGUGUACAACAGUGGUGGG
Messenger RNA from Astrephomene gubernaculifera, 483 nucleotides. The record is from the annotation of a GenBank genome assembly. Lineage: Eukaryota; Viridiplantae; Chlorophyta; Chlorophyceae; Chlamydomonadales; Astrephomenaceae.